AUGACCGUCGUCGGUUCUCUCCCGACCGCCCAGUCCGCACUCAAGGUGGUCGGGUCUAAUGACCUCGUGGUAACCAAGGACACUGCCCUACCCGUAUUGGCCCGGUCCGAGUUGCUCGUGCGAGUGGCCUGCGUCUCUAUCAACCAGGUCGACGGCAAAUCAGCGGACAUGUCACCCACUCCCGGGGGAACCAGCGGCACCGACUUUUCCGGCGUCGUGGUUGCCCUGGGCGCCGACGUCGACACUGGAAAAUGGCGCAUAGGCGACCGGGUGAUGGGUGGGAUCUUUGGCAACAACCCUCUUCGUCAUGACAACGGUGCCUUUGCCGAGUACGCGGCAGUUCCAGACCGUCUGGUCUGGCACAUACCCGCCAGUAUGGACUUUGCCACAGCCGCCUCGCUGCCGGCGGCCCUGGCAACCGUUGGGCUGUCCUUUUUCCAAUACCUCCAGAUCCCCAUGCCAGACCCGACAGGACCCCUGCAGCUCGAGAUGGGGAAGGGGACAAACCCAACCUACGUGCUGGUCUACGGCGGUGGCACUGCGACAGGAGCCAUGGCUAUCCAAGUUCUGAGGCUGCUUGGCCUGACUCCCAUCACCACUUGUUCAGAAGCAUCGGCGGCACGGUCGAUCGAGCUGGGAGCCUCCGCCACCUUUGACUACCGCUCUCCCAACUGCGGGACCGAGGUGCUCGACCACACGUCGGGCUCCCUGGCGCUUGCGCUGGACUGCAUAUCCAGCUCAGACUCGAUGGCUGCCUGCUACAAGGCGCUGGGCCCCGCAGGCGGCCGCUACGUAGCCCUCGACCCGUUCCCCCUGCGCGGGCACACCAGGCGCAGCGUCGAGCCCGACUGGAUCUGCGGCUACACGCAGUUUGGCCACGACGUGGCCUGGGCGCCGCCGUUCGACCUGGACGCGCGCCUCGACGACCGCGCGACCGCCGAGGCCUGGUACGUCCUCGCCCAGCGCCUGCUUGACGAGGGCAUGGUCGUGCCGCAGCCGCUGGAGCUGCGCCGUGGGGGGUUGGCUGCCGUCGGCGAGGGGAUGCAUCAGGUGCGCAAGGGGCAGAUAAAGGGGAAGAAGCUGGUCUAUUCCAUUGCUGAGCAGCUGUGUGUGGCUUGA
Diaporthe citri is the source of this 1119-nucleotide messenger RNA. RefSeq lists its product as uncharacterized. The transcript has a single exon. Gene Ontology annotation, molecular function: oxidoreductase activity, acting on NAD(P)H. Bases 1 to 1119 code for a protein of 372 amino acids. Lineage: Eukaryota; Fungi; Ascomycota; Sordariomycetes; Diaporthales; Diaporthaceae. The record is from RefSeq and is a predicted model, not a curated record.